Hemicordylus capensis (graceful crag lizard) is the source of this 3752-nucleotide messenger RNA. RefSeq names its product thyroid hormone receptor interactor 10 (gene TRIP10). Lineage: Eukaryota; Metazoa; Chordata; Lepidosauria; Squamata; Cordylidae. The record is from RefSeq and is a predicted model, not a curated record. Gene Ontology annotation, biological process: signal transduction. The transcript has 15 exons. Gene Ontology annotation, molecular function: protein binding. Bases 437 to 2263 code for a protein of 608 amino acids.
UAAACAUGCAUAGAAUUGCACCCUCUGGGGCAGUGCCUGUGUGGAAAUCAAUAGAAGUUCGCUUCUGAGCAAGUUGUGUUCAGGGAGGAAGGCGGUAGCAGCCGCUUUUGUAUCCUGGAGACCGUCGCCCUCCGCCUUUGCGGGGACAGCAGAGGCCUCUACUUGCAUGAAUAAAACCCUGGAAAGACAGAGGAAGACCACACGAGACAGACGCCUCCCUACAAGGCGGGGGGAAUGCCCUCUCGAGUUGUCUUCUCCCUGCCUGCGCCUUUAAGGAUCGUGGUUGGGGGCGGAGCGGGGAGUGUCACUCCCAGGCAGGCGCUGGAGGUUAUGCGGACGGAGGAGUGGGACUCCUUGGGACGGCAGUGGCAACGGAUUGGGCUCUGGGUGGGCCUGCGGGGAGGAAGUGAGAGCGUACGGCGGGGGCGCUGCCAGCAUGGACUGGGGCACGGAGCUCUGGGAUCAGUUUGACACUGUUGAGCGCCACACACAGUGGGGCCUGGACCUGGUGGACAAAUACGUGAAGUUUGUGAAGGAGCGGACAGAGAUUGAGCAGGCGUAUGCAAAGCAGUUAAGGAAUCUUGUAAAAAAGCAUCUCCCUAAGAGGACUACUCGAGAAGACCCAGAAUCUAAGUUCUGCCAGUAUCAGGCCUUUCUUCAGGUGGUGAAGGAGCUGAAUGACUUUGCGGGCCAGCGUGAGGUAGUAGCUGAGAACCUUCUGACACAGAUCUGUGUGGAGCUUGCGAAGUAUUCUCAAGAGCUCAAGCAGGAGAGGAAAUCGCAUUUGCAAGAGGGCCGAAGGGCUCAGCAACAGCUAGAGAACUCCUUCAAGCAACUUGAAAAUAGCAAGCGCAAGUUUGAGCGUGACUGCAGGGAGGCAGAGAAAGCCGUGCUGACAGCAGAGAAACUGGACCAGGACAUCAAUGCUACCAAGGCAGAUGUGGAGAAGGCAAAGCAGCAGGCAAACCUGCGUAGCCACAUGGCUGAGGAGAGCAAGAAUGAAUACGCUUCCUAUCUGCAGAAGUUUAAUCACAAUCAGAGCCAAUUCUACUUUCUGGAGAUGCCACAGAUCUUCAAUAAGCUGCAAGAGAUGGAUGAGCGACGGACCCGGCGACUUAAGGAAGGCUACAGCAUCUUUUCAGAGACAGAACAGCAGGUUGUGCCCAUCAUUGGCAAGUGCUUGGAAGGCAUGAAGGCAGCAGCAGAUUUGGUGGAUGAGAAGAAUGACUCGCAAGCGCUGAUUGAACUGCACAAAUCAGGCUUUGAAAGGCCAGGAGACAUGGAUUUUGAGGACUUCAGCCAGCCCAUCAACCGUACCUCCUCAGACAGCAGCCUGGGCACCCCCCGUGGCACCCUUGAUGGCCGACUGGAUCCUCGUCUGCUGGGCAAGAACAAGGGGAAGCGCUGGCUCUUCAGCAGGAAGAAUAAGCUCCCACCCCCUCCCCUCUCCCCCUUAAAUUGCCCCCCCUCCUCCUCCUCGUCUUCCCCUUCUUCAUCUGCCAUCAAUGGACCUCCAUCCCCCAAAUUCACCCGUGACCCACUGUCUUACUGUUUGAACGAGAUCAAUAAGACAGUCAAACCCCGCAUCACGUCCUUCCGCAGCCUCAAACGGGGGACUGUGAUCACAGAAGACUUUAGCCACCUGCCUCCCGAGCAGAGGAGGAAAAAGCUGCAGCAAAAGAUUGAAGAAAGAAACCGGGAGCUGCAGAAGGAGCUUGAUCAGAGGGAUGCCUUAAACAAGAUGAAGGAUGUUUACCAGAAGACACCCCAGAUGGGAGAUCCCAGUAGCCUUGAGCCAAAGAUCUCAGAGACUCUGGGCAACAUUGAGAAAUUGCGCCUCGAAAUCCAGAAAUAUGAAGCUUGGCUAGCAGAUGCAGAGAGCAGGGUGCUGAGUAACCGCCCUGAUUCGGUCACACGCUACAAUCGCCACCUGGAUCACACCAGUGCCCUGAACAACAACAACUGCUCACACGAGAAAGACAGUCCUGACACCAGUCACUCAGAUGAGAACCAGGACACCCUCAGCCAGCCAAUCUACACAGAGUUUGAUGAGGACUUUGAGGAGGAAUUGGCAUCACCCAUUGGCACCUGUGUAGCCCUCUACCAGUUUGAAGGUUCUAGUGAGGGUACUAUCUCCAUGGUGGAGGGUGAAGAGCUUAGCUUGAUGGAGGAGGACAAAGGUGAUGGAUGGACACGUGUGCGGCGAAGUAAAGGGGGUGAGGGCUACGUCCCUACCUCUUACCUGCGGGUCAGUCUCAACUGAGUGAGGGUGUAAUGGUGGCAUCCCAAGAGCUGUAGCUUGGAGACUACAAACCAACAUCAGGGCACAGGUGGAAGAGAUACAGCAUUGGAAGUUGACUUGGAAGAACUCCACCAUGUCCCCUGUGCACAGAGCCGGUAAAAAGAAGGAAUCUCACGCCAAAUCACUACUGCAGAGCUGUGGGAGAGAAGACUUCUUAUGGAAGAAAGAAGUGGGUGGCUGUUGCCCACUCAAGAUGAGAUCUUGGAUUAGAGCACAAGAGGGAGACUGGCUUUAUUAUACUCAUAUACCCAACCAGUCAUUCUGCCCCCAUCCCUUGCUACAUGCCUUCAAGGCAAGCAUAGCUACAUAUAUUCCUUGUGAAAUGUUCUCUGGAAGGCAUGGUUAACAAGCACCACCCCCUUUCUCAUUUGCCAUUAGUUACAAUUUUGCCCAAAAGGAGGAGACUAGUUUUCCUGACCCUAAACCUGGUGAUCUGCUUCCAGCCUAUGCAAAUUUAGUACUACACAUGGUUUUCCUUCUCUCAGCUGCACUGCUAGAAAGAACCAGGCUUCUCUGCCUGCUGUGGUGGAGAAGCCUGGCUGGGUGGAGCAGAGCUACCUCCCCUAGAGACAAGUUGCUGCUUUAUGCCUCUUUCAGUAGACUGCAUACACCCUCUGCAUACUGGAGGGGUGGGUGUGCAUGGUUUGAAUCUCUGAAAUUUCUCAGUACAAUGGAGAAGGGGGGGGGGGGCUGUGACUUCCUUCUUGACUGCUGCUAUGCCUGCCUUUGGCUCUCCUUUUGAGGAGACGUGGGGGCGGGGUGAGUGUGAGAGAGAGACAUCGUGAGAAUGGUUGUUUGGCAGGCUGCUCAGUUGCCAUUGAUACUUGUUAGGUGUGUGUGCACCACCUAGAGGACCUCUGCUCAGAGGGCAGGCCAAAUGCCAUACUGGCACCAAACCAACAUCCAAAUACUCUUCCCUUGAAAUGCACUUUAUUUUCUGAAUUUGAUUGGCCUGGCCCAUUCAGCCAUUCAAAAGUGCCUGCUCCGUGUUUCCUCGGAGCCCUUGCUGUCAGGGAAGCCAGGCAUCCUGGCCUCCUCUACCCCAUCUUCUCCCCUGUCCCCCAGCUCUCUGUAUCUGUGUGUGGUGGUGUGUUCUUUUUCUUUAAAAAAAAAAAAGACACUCUAAUGUACUAGCCUUUUUAUACAGUGACCAAUCUUAUUUUACCAUUCAGUUUAGCUUGUUACUCACAAACUGUAUGCUCUCCCUGGCUCCUACCCCUCCAUGCUUGGAAAGAGGGGGCAGGCUUGGGAGGAGGAGGAGGGGAGAGGGGCCUGAGCCAGUCUCUUUCUCAAGAUGUAGAAUGUAUUCCCGGGUCAUCCUGGUGCCUUUUUACACUUUAUGUAAAUAGUAGACGAAGUUAGCUUGUGGGUGCCUGUGCAGUUGACUUUUUUGUUUCUCUGGCCUCCAAGUGUGGGUUUUUAAAGAAGUUUAUAAAAAUGCUAGACUGCA